Molecule: messenger RNA, 900 nt
Organism: Didymodactylos carnosus
Lineage: Eukaryota; Metazoa; Rotifera; Eurotatoria; Philodinida; Philodinidae
Source: the annotation of a GenBank genome assembly
AUGUUUAGAAAUAUUGUUCAUUUAACAUUACAAUCAUUGUCUAUGAGUCACUUAUUAUUAUUAUUCAAUUAUAUUCCAAUGAUUCAAUAUCUCGAUGUCACAGUGGAACAAUUUAGUAAUAGUACAAAUUUAAAUUUUUUUUCCAUAUCAUCAUCAAUGGUACUUUAUUUAAUAAAUUUAAAAUUAAAUUUAAUAUCACGAAAUAUUUCAUUUACAUUUAUUCAAUCUUUUUUAAAAAAAUUUUCAAAAAUUCAACAAUUUUCAUUUGUAGGUUGUGAUAUUGACUAUAUAGAUGGUCUAAAAUGGGAAAAUGUUUUAUCAUCAUUAUUAUAUUUAAAAAUAUUUUAUUUAAGAAUUGAAAUAUUAGAAGUACCAUUGACUAUUGAUAUUAAUGAAAUAUAUUCAAAAUUUUCUACAAAUUAUUGGUUUAAACAUCAAUGGUUCAUUAUUUGUGAUUAUUCUUCUAAUAAUGAAUUUGAAUUAUGUCUCUAUACUAUACCCUAUUCAAAUUCUAUCUAUUAUACUACACCAAGUACAUUAAAAACAAUUUCAACAACAAAUAAUUCAUUAUUAAUGACAAAAGCCUAUGAUAAGAUUAAUAAAUUAAUCAUAUUUGAUGAUAUUAAUUUAAUUCAUCGAAAAUAUUCAAAUAUUGAAUAUUUAACAUUAUAUACGAAAAAUUAUAAUGUAUUUUUAUCAGAUUUAAUUGAUCUAUCAAAAUUAAAACAUUCAGAUAUUUAUGAUAAUGUUAAUUGUCAAACAUUUUUAGAAAUAUUAAAUCGAACAUCCAAUAUUUCGUCACUUGAAUUUGGUUAUGAUCAUAGUCUAUUAUCAAUAACACAUCAUGUACAAAGUGUUUCAAUAUUAAAUAAAAAAAAAAUAAAAAAAUUAGAAUGUUGA